This is a messenger RNA of Cucumis sativus (cucumber), 3053 nucleotides long. RefSeq lists its product as hypothetical. The transcript has 8 exons. Gene Ontology annotation, biological process: mRNA destabilization. Gene Ontology annotation, molecular function: mRNA binding. Lineage: Eukaryota; Viridiplantae; Streptophyta; Magnoliopsida; Cucurbitales; Cucurbitaceae. The coding region runs from base 491 to 2134 and encodes 547 amino acids. The record is from RefSeq and is a predicted model, not a curated record. Gene Ontology annotation, cellular component: cytoplasm.
GCAUGGGGAUUACUUUUGGGCCUCCGCCAGCAAACGUUUUUAAGCACAAACCGCCAUAGACAGCCAAAUUUCUCCGAUUCAAUUUUUUUUCUUUUCUUUUCUUUUCUUUUUUAUUUGGUAAAAAUCAUUGGCUCGUAAAACCUAAAACCCUUUUUAUUCUCUUCCAUUCAAAUCCCAAAAUCCCUCUCAAAUUUUCCCGUUUGAUUUUCCUCCCCCCUUCUUCCACCUCCAAUUUUCCAUCUCAAUCUGCUUCUCUUUCUGAUUUUCUACCUUACUUCUCUUCCCGGAUCUCUGUUCUUAUGGAACGUCCCGACGACGAGCAGGAUCGAAUCGUUCCUAUUGGGGCACUGAACAAUCGAUUAUUUAUGCAGGAGAAAGAUCUCUUAGGCCAGAUAACCUGAAAGAGCCGCAACUCUCACCUAAAGGUGGAAGGAUUGCUCCAGCAAAUCCUUCUCCAAAUGCAAUAAUUAUUGGACCGUCAAGGGAUACCAUGGAGCAGAAAGUAUCUAUGGAUGCAGGAACAAGUAUUAGCAAUGUUCAUCCUGUGAAUGUAUAUACUUCGCAUGAGCCAAAUAUUCAAUAUGGUGGAUAUGGUGGAAGUAGUACUGGUGCUUGGGAUGCUUAUUCACAAUAUGUAAAUGCUGAUAGUUUUCCAGUUGUGUCACCAGUUAUGUACAAUGAUAAUCCAUCUAUUGUCUUUCAUUCUGGUUAUGGCUUCAAUCCCGAUAUGGCAUAUGGACAAUAUUCACCCGUUGCUACUCCUAUGCCUUCUGUUAUGUUAGACGGACAGCUAUAUUCUCCUCAACAAGUCCCAUUCUCCCCAUCAUACUACCCACAACAAGCUGCACCUGGUUUACCUCAUGGUUCUUCUGCAGUUCCCGUUUCACCAACAGAGAUGAUAUCACCUGAGAGUAGUACAUUUGACAACAUGCUUUAUGGGCCGGGAACAGGUUUCUUGCUAAAUUUUGGGUCCUUUGGUGGUGGAAAUCUGGGAUCUGGAUCUUUAGCUUCUCCGGCAGCUGCUUAUCCACAGCCAAUGGGAGUGCUUGGCUCAAAUGAUCAGAAUGUUGGACAGGUUUCUCUACAACAGAGACCUAUGCAUGGAUUUGGGCUGGUUUCAAAUGCCUUUGAUGCUCGGUACCCAUUAAGUAGUUCUUAUCAGGGUUCUAACUUUGGCAGUGGAUCCAUUUCUUAUCCUGUUGUAAAUGACCGAAGCCGUCUUACCCUUGAGAAGGACAGAGGAAGAGACAGGGAUCGAGACUCAAUUUCACUCUUUAAUGAUCCACAUGGCAUCUUUAGUGACCGUAAUCGAGGGCCAAGAGCUUUGAAGGCCAAGGGAAAAGGCGAACAAAGUGCUGCAUCUGGUGCAAACAAAAAUGAUUUAUCAACUUCAUUAAUUAGUCCUGACUCCUACAAUCGGCCAAAUUUUGCUACAGAUUAUGAGACUGCCAAGUUUUUCAUUAUUAAAUCAUUCAGUGAAGAUAAUGUUCAUAGAAGUAUCAAAUACAAAGUUUGGGCUAGUACUCCACAUGGUAACAAGAAACUGGAUGCUGCUUUCCGUGAGGCAAAAGAGAUGCAAGGAAAUUGUCCAGUUCUUCUCUUUUUCUCCGUUAAUGCUAGCGGUCAAUUUUGUGGUGUAGCUGAAAUGGUCGGACCUGUUGACUUUGAGAAAAAUGCAGAUUACUGGCAGCAGGAUAGGUGGAGUGGACAAUUUCCUGUUAAGUGGCAUAUCAUCAAAGAUGUUCCUAAUAUUAGAUUUCGGCAUGUUUUACUUGAAAAUAAUGACAAUAAACCUGUUACGCACAGCAGGGAUUCUCAGGAGGUGCCACUGAAGCAAGGUAUUGAGAUGUUGAAAAUUUUCAAGGACCAUGAUCCUCGAACAUCUAUUAUAGAUGAUUUUGAUUUCUAUGACGAGCGGGAGAGGAUUUUGAAAGAACGGAAAACAAGACAGCAGCUAUUCGCGACUGCAAAUUCUCUAAAUUCACUUGGUGAUGGGUCCAUUAGCCCAAUCUCUGAUCAGUUUGCUCAAUCCCUUCGACUUGAAGAUAAUAAUAAGAAAGAAAAACCAGAAAUGGAAAAGGGUGCAACAUCUAGAAUAGACGCUUCAGUUUCACUUGAUGAUCCAGUAAAGUAAAGUUCUGAGGCUUUCUUUUGAGUCUUGAAGUUGAGAGACUUAAGUAUUAAGAAUGUCCAAGCAUUUGAAGGUGGAUACGGUUAGCAAUUCCGUUAGAUUGGACUUCUUUGAUUCCUUCAAGCAUUUAGAUGAACGAGUUUGAUAGGUAUUUCACAUCAUGAGACACCCCUUAUGACUGAUUUUCUGUUCUUCAAUAGAUGAUAACACCUGAGGCAGUAUUUUGGAAAUCUAUAGCAGUGAAGAUGAUAUCUGACGCUUUUUUUUACCAUUUUUUCAUGUUCAAUUGCCCAAAGCAGCUGGAGGAAAAUUUACUUGCACUUGGCAAGAAGCUUUUUCUGAUUAAAUAUUGCUUAAUUUGCAUUGAAUUUUCCCUUUCCUCUGGAGGGUGUUGAUGGCAUUUCUCGAGUGGAAGGAUUUUGGCUGAAGGGGGCUGGAUUAGUUGGGUGGGGUUUUACGUAGCAAGUGUGCAAUAGAAUAUGUUUGCAUUUCUUAUCGAUAGUCCAGUUUCUGGGUAUUUAUGGAGUUGCCCAUUUGGUGAAACACAUUAAUAAAGGAAUUCUAAAAAUUUCAUUGUUUUAGGGACUCUACAUGUUUUAUUUCAUAUUUUCUUAUGGGGUUGGUAUCAUAUAUAGUAUGUCCAAGGGCAGCUGCUGUGAAUCUUACAACAGAGGAGAGUAUAAUUUAACCCAAGGGUGAGGGCCACUUGAUGUUUUUCUCCUUUUCUUUUCUUUUUUUUAUUAUUUUUUUUAUAUCAUAUGUUAUUCUAGAUUGUCUCUAGAGUCUAGAUCACAAGGAACUUCUCAAGGAGCUAGGGAGAUUGGUUUGAUGAGACUACUCUAAAAAUUGUAAUUUGCUGUUUAAUCAUGUACAACAAUUACUCUCCCUCCUUUUAAGUGAAUUUCAUUAUUUCCUGCUCACA